AUUUGGGUGCAGAAAGUGUAAAACAAAAUGAACAGAAUUAUUUUCGAAAUAGGCGCGAUUCUUGGAGGAAAACCAGAGAAAAGGACAGGAGCAGUUGCAAAACAUUUCGACAACAAACAUAUAUCCAUUUAAAUUGUUGUGUUAUCAGCAUUUAUUUUAAUAUCUAUUUUUAGCAAUUUUUUCAAUCUUGUUGAUAAAUUCAUAAUUUUAUUGCAUAUCGUACAUCAUAUUUUGUAAUUUUGAUUCAAUAUAACUUUUAAGAUCGAGCUAAAUUUUCAUUUUUAGAUGAAAGAUGAUAUUAAGCCGCAAAAGACCACUUCGAACUUACGAGAGAAAAACUGCCAAGAAGCACUUCACAAAUUCACUAUUAUCUCCUGUUAUAUUGAUAAGAAAAUAUAAUCUUGUGGAAAAUGAUCGCUCUAAUGAUAAUGAAACAUAUAAUGAUUCCCUAAAUAAUGAUCCAUUUGAAACGACAUUCGAUAGAAUUGCCAAGGGGGCAGUAGUACCUCCUAUACCACCGGAUACAAAUCAAAAUAGUACAUGGAAAGGUAGCAGUAGUGACAGUGAUAUCAAUAAUUCAACAAAUGCUAUAAAAUCACAUGAGCAUAGAGCCUUUGAUUUUUUCACAUGUAACGGUUUAGAUACAUUUCGCUCAUCACAUAGUGAUACACCUAAGUUAACAGAUAGGAGCAUUAAAAUUACUCGUAAAUGCAAAAGAUUACGAAGAAAUGAGUCAAAAGUUGUGAUUUCUAAGGGAACAGUAUCUAAGAAGGCAACAACAAUGCUAAAACAUAAAACACAGGAACAAAAGAGGCAAAGAAAUAAGAAACAAAUAAAAAAAAUGCAAUCUGAGUCUAGUCGCAUGUGCAAUGAACAGACAUCUCAUGCUUGCACUGUUCAAAACUAUAUACUGGAGAAAGCUGUGGAAGCUAAACAAAAUAUGCUUUGUGACACAAAAUUUCUGUGUACAGAUAUUUCUUCACAUAUUAAAAAAAACAUUUCUAAAAGACAUAGUGCUAUUUUACAAUCGAAAUCAUUUGAAUAUGACACUAUUAUUGGAAGAUUCAAACAUUUGUCGAUUAAAGAAUGCUUUGUAGUAUUGCAUGACAAUAUUAUUAAGAAUCAGCUAUCAAAGACUGAGAAAAGUGUUGAUGUGGAAAAUGGUUCUAUUGAAGUGAAAAAUAAGUUAAAUGUACCUUUAACUCUUCAUAAUUUGUCUCCUCAUAACACUAAUAGUACUAAACUUGUGCCAUGUGAUACAAAAAAGAAUGAUAGAGAGCUAAUAAAAGAUAGCAGUGUAAAGCUCAAAAGAUUAAAAGUAGACGAAUUUGUAAAGAAAGACAAUAUCAUAUUUAGUGAAAGAGAGCGAUACAUAAUUUCUAGUACUCCUAUCACCAAACGCGUAAAAUCUUACGCCUGUUCAGCAUCCUUUUCUCCUAUCAAUAUCGAUAUUCACGACACGUUAUAUCCGAAAUACGAAUGUUCGAUUUCAAAUGUGGAAGAAAAGGAUAUCUCUAUUGUGCUUUCCAAUCAAAAGAAUUCUCCUUCAUUGAUUAUGCCGUCGAAGUGCAGUUUUGAUGUAGAUAUACAUGAACAUCCGACGCAAGUUUUGCAAUCGUCCCGGAAAACGCAAACCAGAGAUUCUGUUUUAAAUAUCGAACCCUCCUCUUCCUCCGAGGACAUUCAUACAUUGCCUAUGCAGAAGUAUAAAACAGAGAAUGUAAUAAAAGCACCUUCGCAUUCCUUGAAUAUCUCGUCCAUCGCAGAUACCGAUCCAUCGUUAUUCAGCGAUAUAAUACAUGAUUAUUCAUCGAAGAAUACUGAAGUACAGAAAAUACAUUUCACAAAUACAUCGACAUAUGAUGAAAUUGCACAUACGACAGAUUCGUUCGUUGAUCUGUGCCAAAAACAUCAACAAAUAAACAAUAAUGCAAACAUGAAGAUUGAAAAUGUUAAUAGUGAGAAAAGUAGGAUUCUUAACGAAAGUCCAGAUAAUGUCAACAACACUGCGCUGCUCAAGCGAUUGCAAGAUCCGAUCAGAAUUACAGGAAGGAGAAUGCAAUAUCCCAAGUGGCAUCUCAGAAUUCAAUUAGAUAUCUCCAAAAACUCGAAUGAUGAAAUCGCAGAAGCGAAUAGCAAGGGCGACCAUCGCGAUGCAAUCAAUGAAAUUCAUGACAUCCAGUCGGAGAUGUACAAUAUCGAACAUUCCACGAAUGCAGUAAAGAAAUCCUUUGAUCAUGUUGAAUUGUUCGUUGAUUCCGCUCAAUUUCACGAUGAUGCGAAUAAAGGAAAAUCUGUUUUUCUAAAACCAGGCAAAUAUUGGGCUAGAUCCUUGUCGAUAUUGAACCGCAUAAAUGACGAAUCUAAUUUAGACAAAUUGAGCCUCGGGAAAGGAAAGAGGUGGAGACAUAGCGUCAAAGAUAUAUUGGAUAUGCAAAAACAAGGAAUUUUCCAAAGCUGUUUGAAAAAAGAUGAUGAUGCAGAUCUGUCCUGCAAAGAGCUCAAUACAUCGAAUAUCAUAUCAUCGUUCGACGAUAAUAAGCGUAAAACAUUUAAUUCUACAAACCAUGCUAGAUUCUCCAAGAGAAUCUCGGUGCGAGUCGUGCCAAAUAAUACGAGUAUUGGAUGCAAGAUCAAAGACACCUCGUUUCUUGAAGCAUUUGGAAUAAAAUCGGAAAAAUCUCCGAGCUUGAAACUGCAUCGUAAGGAAUCACACGAUAAUCGAAUUAUCAAAGGACAUUCCAUAACUGCGAGAGACGUCGUUUUACAAAGAUGUUCGCAAAACUCUUAUUUAUCUUUCUCCUAUUGCUUCCCAGAUUCGUAUUUGGAAUAUUGCCGCAAAAUUGGCGAAGGUGUUUAUGGAGAAGUCUUUCUCUAUGAAUAUCUUGAUAAGAAGUCAGUUAUAAAAGUUAUUCCUAUAGAGGGCGAAAAGUUGGUCAAUGGCGAGCCACAAAAAAAAUUCAACGAAAUACUUUCGGAAAUUGUGAUCGCAAAGGAGUUGGAUAAUCUGAGAUUAAAUACUACGUACAAGACUAGUGGAUUUAUCGAAGUACGAAGAAUCAAAUGUAUCAUGGGAAAAUAUCCAAAGAGGCUUGUAGAACUGUGGAACACUUAUGACGAUAAUAAAACAUCUGACAACGAUUGUCCGUCAAUGUUCGACGAAAAUCAAUUGUACAUCGCUCUCGAACUCGGUGAUGGUGGAGAAGAUCUCGAAGCUUUCGUUUUUCAAACCGCGGAAGAAGCUUGCGCUUUAUUUUUACAAACUGCAUUUGCAUUAGCGGUUGCCGAAAAGGCACUCGAAUUUGAACAUAGAGAUUUGCAUUGGGGUAAUGUAUUAAUAUCGAGAACAAAGGAAUCGUAUGUGUCUUAUUAUCUUGACGGGAAAGAGAUCAGGCUGCCAAGCAAGGGUGUAAAGGUGUCGAUCAUAGAUUUCACCCUAUCGAGAAUGUUGUAUCAAGGAUGCUGCAUAUAUAAUGAUCUUGCAUUGGAUCCGGCCUUAUUUACCGCACACGGCGAGUAUCAGUUUGAGAUUUAUCGUCUAAUGCGCGAGAAAAUUCAAAAUAAUUGGAAUAAGUUUGAACCAUAUACGAACAUCUUAUGGUUGCAUUAUACUUUGGAUAAGAUGAUUACAUCGGUAAGAUAUAAAAGAAAGAACUUAAAAGUACAUAAACAUGCUAUUGUCAGAUUGAAGGAAUUUAAGGAUAUAAUUUUAAACUAUGACAGUGCAUUCGAUUUUGCGACCGAUUCCAAUGUCGCGCAUUUGUAAUGUAAGCCGACGAGAAGAGAUGUCUCGGUUUGUAAACUUUAAAGAUAUUCUAUGUGACAUUUAGUCACAUAUGUACAGCUCAAUAACGUUUGUGUUGUUCAAGAUUGACAAAAAUUAGUGAUAAUCUUUCUUAAACCUUUAUACUCUGCGCCUUGCAAUAAUUUUUUAUAAUUAAAAUUGAAUAACUUCGCGUUUUCCGUUAAUUUUUUUUAUGCAUAUGAUAACGACUAUUAACGAAAAAAUUAAAUAAUUUUAUAUAUAUGAAAAAAAA
Molecule: messenger RNA, 4037 nt
Organism: Cataglyphis hispanica
Lineage: Eukaryota; Metazoa; Arthropoda; Insecta; Hymenoptera; Formicidae
Gene: Haspin
Exons: 11
Coding region: 293-3766 (1157 amino acids)
Biological process (GO): protein phosphorylation; intracellular signal transduction; mitotic cell cycle
Cellular component (GO): nucleus; cytoplasm
Molecular function (GO): histone H3T3 kinase activity; ATP binding
Source: RefSeq, a predicted model, not a curated record